Messenger RNA from Closterium sp. Naga37s-1, 1323 nucleotides. The record is from the annotation of a GenBank genome assembly. Lineage: Eukaryota; Viridiplantae; Streptophyta; Zygnematophyceae; Desmidiales; Closteriaceae.
AUGGAUCCUGCGGGGAUCGCGGGAAUCACUGAAACCGCGAAUAUUGCGGGAAAUGCAGGAAAUGUGGGACGCGCAGCAGCGAGCGUGUCGCUGGUGCUGUCAGAGGGCGCGUCGUCGGAGAUUCUCGCGUGCUCCUUCCUGAUGGCCACCACCAUGCUCGUCGCUUACAUCUCUAAGAAACACCACUGGGUCUACUUCCCUGAAUCCUACGUGCAGGCACCAACGCUGCUCUACAACCUGGUGUUCGGAGAGAGCCUUGUCAACGACGCCGUCUCUAUCGUGCUCUUCCGCACCUUCGCCUCCUUCACCAACCAGGAGUUCUCUAUGGCCAGCAUUGCCACUGCAAUAGGUACGUUCUCACAUUCAUCUGGCAUUGUAUGCACGAACCUCAACCUGCUUCUUCACCAACCAGGAGUUCCCCUGGCCAGCAUCGCCACUGCCAUAGAACUCAAAUUUGCAUCCUUCACCAACCAGGAGUUCUCUAUCGCCAGCAUCGCCAUUGCCAUUGUCCAAUUUCUGGGCAUAAGCGUGGGCUCCAUCCUGCUAGGCAUCCUCGUGUCCCUCCUCUGCGCCCUCAUACUCCGAUUCAUCGACAUCAACAGCGAGUUCUCCAAGUUCGAGCUCUCUCUCGUGCUCGUCUCGGGCUACCUCUCCUACUCCGUGGCUGAAAUGCUCUCUCUAUCCGGCAUCAUGGCUCUCUUCUUCUGCGGCAUCUGCAAUGCACACUAUGGGUACGCCCUCUCGCUUCCUAUGCAAGGCGGGUCACAGGCAGCCAAGUUCGAGCUCUCUCUCGUGCUCGUCUCGGGCUACCUCUCCUACUCCGUCCCUGAGAUGCUCUCUCUAUCCGGCAUCAUGGCGCUCUUCUUCUGUGGCAUCUGCAAUGCACAUUACGGGUACUACAACAUCUCACAUGCGUCCAAGAUCAGCAGCAAGUAUGCGUUUGAAGCGCUCUCCUUCAUGGCCGAGAUGUUCGUCUUUGCCUACCUGGGCAUGCAGGUGGUGGUGAUGCAGCAUGUGAUUGACUGGGGUCUACUUCUCUCCGCCAUUCCUCUCUGCCUCCUAUCUCGAGCCUUCAACGUCUUCCCUCUCUCGUUCCUCUCCAACUGCACUCAAUCCAACAAGAUCCCCACCAACAUGAUUCUAAUGAUGUGGCUCAGCGGGCUAAGGGGCGCCAUUGCCUUCGCCCUCGCUCUCAACAUGCCGCAGCGCAACCCUGCCAUCAUCUCCACCACCCUCUUUGUCGUUGUGCUCACCACCGUCGCCGCUGCUGAAACACAUUCUGGACUCCUUUGCCUUGUCGUGAAGGGCGAUGAGUUGAGUUGA